AUGGUUGCGCAAUCGCUGGCCUCGCUAUUGCAGCGGGCGUCGAUCGAUGACCACGAGGAAGUCCUCCAGUCAUGCAAUGCAGUCCUCACCAAAUCCAAAUCCGAUUUGCAAGCGCAACACAUGAAAGUCGUUGCUCUAUUGAAACUCGACCGUUACGAAGAAGCUCUCAAGACAUUCCAGGCCGCGGGCGAUGCGCUGAAGCAGAGUGCAGGCCUGGAAUACGCCUAUGCAUCAUACAAGUGCGGGAAGCUUGAAGAAGCUACGGAAGCUUUGACUCGGGUAGCUUCUGGGCGCGGUGCUAAUCACCUUGAGGCCCAAGUGCGCUAUCGUGCUGAGAACUUCCGACGCGCAGCCGAGCUUUAUGAACAACUCUCGAAAGAUACGGAAUCUUCAGGUCACGAGAUCAACGACCUGAACAUUAAUUCGUGGGCUACCGAUGCCCAGCUUCAAUGGAAAGGGGAGACGGAAUUCGUGCGCCACGACCGGUUGUCGAGGGAGGAUUUGGAAUCAUUCGAAACAACUUACAACGCAGCUUGCUUGAACAUUGCAAAGGGAGCAUUUAAGCAGAGCGAAAUCUUGCUCAACCGAGCUCAAAGUCAGCAUGCCGUCCUGCUCGAGAUUCGGACCCAGACUGACAAUAUCUGCCGGACAUCAGAGGACCUCUCACCCGAAGACAAGACAGCAGAGCUGUUGCCAAUUGCAGUGCAACAACUCUAUGUCUUGAUUCAACUUGGCAAGUUAGAAGAGGCCGAGGCAGUCCUCAAAGAUAUCUCUGUGGAAAACAUCACCGAGUUAUCGACUAAAAAGAUUGCCCGCAACAACAUCGUUCUCGCACGUCCAACUGCUGUCAACCCCUACAUCCUAUACAAGGCCCUUCACUCCACUCCAGAUGCUAUCAAUAACGAUCGGCUAUUCGAAUUCCAGGAUCGUGAUCUGAUCGGCAACUCGCACGCUGCAGACCUUCUUGUCCAAAAGUAUGAUGGCAUAAUCCGGUCCACAGCUAAGGCACAGUUAAAAUGUCCAAGCCCAUCCACCGACGCUAUCCCCAACCUUCUCUCUGUAUACAACGCCGCAGCACACGCUCAAGGCGAAACCGGCACUAAAGCCAUUCACAAGAUCGCCCCAUUGCUGGAGCGACGACUUACAGACCUCGGCCUUCUUCUGACAGUGGUACAGCUCUAUGUCAGUAGCGGCAAUACCGCCUCUGCUAUCGCAGCCAUGGAGCGAACUCUCCACAGCCUCGAGGGAUCAAACGAGUCCGUCCGCUUCAACCCAGGCCUCCUCAGCGUCCUCGUUUCCCUGUACCAGCUCGAAGGCCGUACAGUCCAGAUCCGUACCACCCUCGCACAAGCCGCCGCCUACUGGCGCACUCAAUCCGAGCCCCCCGCGUCCCUCCUCCGCGCAGCCGCCGCCUCCCUCCUGCACUCCGAAGAACGCACCGAUCUUGCCACAGCAGGUGAUCUAUUCCGUGCUCUGCACAAACAAGACCCCGAAGACCUUGUGGCCAUCGCUGGCUAUGUUGCCUCACAAGCAACCCUGGACUAUGCGCAGAUCGAGUCCGAACUAGACCGCCUGCCAGCAGUCAGCGACCUGAUCGCCGACAUCGAUGUCUCAGCCCUGGAAUCCGCUGGCAUCGCUCCCUCCGCAUCCUCGGUUGCUGCAGCCGCUGCAGCCUUCGCUAGUGCCCGCAAGCGCACGGCUGCUAGCGCCGAAGACCGUGCCAACAAGCGUGUGCGCAAGUCCCGUCUGCCCAAGGACUUCGAUCCUGCCAAGAAGCCGGAUCCCGAGCGCUGGCUGCCUGUGCGUGAUCGCUCUUCUUACAGGCCCAAGGGCAGGAAGGGCAAGCAGCGUGCUGCGGCACUCACACAGGGUGGUCCUGUCAAUGAGAAGGCGGAAGAGUCUCCCACUCAACAGCAGCAAAAGCCUGGCGGUGGCGGUGGUGGCUCUAAUGCUAAGAAAAAUAAGAAGAAGGGCAAGCGAUAG
Molecule: messenger RNA, 1983 nt
Organism: Penicillium vulpinum
Lineage: Eukaryota; Fungi; Ascomycota; Eurotiomycetes; Eurotiales; Aspergillaceae
Product: signal recognition particle subunit SRP72
Exons: 4
Coding region: 1-1983 (660 amino acids)
Biological process (GO): SRP-dependent cotranslational protein targeting to membrane
Cellular component (GO): signal recognition particle, endoplasmic reticulum targeting
Molecular function (GO): 7S RNA binding; ribosome binding; protein binding
Source: RefSeq, a predicted model, not a curated record